Molecule: messenger RNA, 2119 nt
Organism: Striga asiatica
Lineage: Eukaryota; Viridiplantae; Streptophyta; Magnoliopsida; Lamiales; Orobanchaceae
Source: the annotation of a GenBank genome assembly
AUGUCAAUCGAAGCUUCACCGGAUCUGGAUCACAAGCGGAGUCCGGCGGCUCCGGCCAUGUCGCCGCCUCGAGAAGCCGCCUCUACUAGUUCCGGUGAAGUUUCCGUUCAGUUCGAGAAAGAUGCUCCGGAGGUUGCUAGCGCAGCUCCGCUCUCAAAUGGCGGCAGCAGCUCUUCAGGUGAAGUAUCUCUUCUUCUUCGUGUUUUACCCUAUCGAGGCAAUGUAGGGGCGAAUUUUUCUAGGGUAAACACAACGCCUCCGGAAUUUUUCAGCUCUGAGAAGCUGAAUCUGCCUUUGGUGUUGGAGAGAUCGAAGACCGAGAGGCAGAGGCGGAAUAAUGUACUUGCUAAAGAGGCUGCUCAGAUUUUUGAUGAUCGUAUGCCUGUGCAACAGAAGCUCAAAUUGUUGAACAGAAUAGCUACAGUCAAACAUGAUGGAACUGUAGAAUUUGAAGUUCCAGUAGAUGUUGAACCUCAAAAUCUUGGAGUUGGAAACGAAAGUGUGUACGGUGAAGUGGAUGACGAGCCGCCUAAUGCAACAGAACUUCAGGAUAUUCCUCCACUGCAAAUCGUAAUGCUUAUUGUUGGAACUCGGGGAGAUGUACAACCAUUUGUUGCAAUUGGAAAGCGGCUACAGGAUUAUGGCCAUCGUGUCAGAUUGGCUACUCAUUCCAAUUUCAAAGAGUUCGUGUUGACCUCUGGCUUGGAAUUCUAUCCCCUUGGUGGUGACCCGAAAGUUCUUGCAGGAUACAUGGUUAAAAACAAAGGGUUUUUGCCUUCUGGGCCUUCAGAAAUACCUGUACAAAGAAAUCAAAUGAAGGAAAUAAUUUAUUCUCUACUUCCCGCAUGCAAAGAGCCUGACAUCGAUUCUGGGAUUCCUUUCAAGGCAGAUGCAAUCAUUGCUAAUCCUCCAGCAUAUGGCCAACCAGUGAAUUCCCCCAUCCUUUAUCUCGUGUUAAGCAAUCAGCAGGAUAUAGAGUGCUUAUCCUAUCAGAUUGUUGACUCCUUGAUUUGGCUUGGAAUAAGAGACAUGAUAAAUGAUGUCAGGAAAAAAAAGCUGAAGUUACGGCCUGUCACAUACUUGAGUGGAUCUCAGGGCUCCGAGUCUAAUAUCCCGCAUGGAUAUAUUUGGAGCCCACACCUAGUCCCUAAACCAAAAGAUUGGGGACCAAAGGUUGAUGUGGUUGGGUUUUGCUUUCUUGAUCUUGCAACAAAUUAUGAGCCGCCAGAGUCACUUUUGAACUGGCUUAAAGCUGGUCCAAAGCCUAUUUAUAUUGGAUUUGGCAGCCUUCCUGUUCAAGAACCAGAAAAGAUGACACAAAUUAUUGUUGAAGCUUUAGAAAUAACUAAACAAAGGGGCAUCAUUAACAAAGGCUGGGGUGGCCUUGGCAAUUUGGCCGAAGAAAAGGACUUCGUAUAUCUGCUGGAUAACUGCCCUCACGACUGGCUUUUCUUGCAAUGUGCUGCUGUGGUACAUCAUGGGGGUGCUGGAACAACGGCUGCUGGUCUAAAAGCUGCGUGCCCCACGACUAUCAUUCCUUUCUUUGGUGACCAACCUUUUUGGGGAGAGAGAGUGCAUGACAGGGGCGUAGGUCCUGCUCCAAUCCCAGUCGAGGAAUUUUCACUUCAAAAGCUGGUAGAUGCAAUUAAUUGUAUGCUAGAUCCCAAGGUUAAGCAAAGUGCAGUUGAACUUGCAAAAGCAAUGGAAGAUGAAGAUGGGGUGACAGGAGCUGUGAAGGCAUUCCUUAAACACCUUCCUCGUAAUAAGAACAUCGAGCACAAUCCUAAACCAGUGCAGUCGAGCCUUUUCUCUUUACGUUCGUGCUUCGGUUGUUCCUAGAUAUUUUUUAUGCUUUAGAUUGUUCCCUGGGAUAUGUGUUUAUCAUUAACUAAAAUUAUGAUUAUUGUGAUCAAUUUUUGGUGAUAUGUGUUUUGUAGCACAUCAUUUGUUCAUAUUUCUUUGCCGUCACAUGGUUUGCUUACCAAAUAGUAUUAGUUGUAACACUGCCUUUAGCUACAUCAUAAUAUAUUUUCGGAAUUUGUAUGGCUAUCAAAAGCUUUUGUUCACUUUCUUACAUUUUUUUCUUUCUUUUCUUUUGUAUUGGGAACUAUUAAGGGUU